Molecule: messenger RNA, 737 nt
Organism: Octodon degus (degu)
Lineage: Eukaryota; Metazoa; Chordata; Mammalia; Rodentia; Octodontidae
Product: immunoglobulin lambda-1 light chain-like
Exons: 4
Coding region: 36-737 (233 amino acids)
Biological process (GO): antigen processing and presentation of exogenous peptide antigen via MHC class II; peptide antigen assembly with MHC class II protein complex; immunoglobulin production involved in immunoglobulin-mediated immune response
Cellular component (GO): MHC class II protein complex
Molecular function (GO): MHC class II protein complex binding
Source: RefSeq, a predicted model, not a curated record
UUCAACUCAGGAAGGAGCAUCCGGGCACCUUCAGCAUGGCCUGGACCAUGCUUUUCCUUGGCCUCCUUGCUCACUGCACAGGCUCCGUGGCCUCCUACGUGCUGACACAGCCAUCCUCAGUGUCGGUGACUCCAGGUCAGACAGCCAGGAUGACCUGUGAGGGAAACGACAUUGGAAGUAAAUAUGUGCAAUGGUUCCAGCAGAAGUCCAGCCAGGCUCCAGUGCUGGUCAUCUAUGAAGAUAGCAAGCGGCCUUCUGGGAUUCCUGACCGAUUCUCUGGUGCCAACUCAGGCAACACGGCCACCCUGACCAUCUCUGGUGCCCAGGCUGAGGACGAGGCUGACUACUACUGUGAGGUGUGGGUUAGUAGUGAAAAGGCUGGUGUGUUCGGCGGAGGGACCAAGCUGACAGUCCUAGGUCAGCCCAAGUCUGCACCCGCAGUCACCUUGUUCCCGCCCUCCCCUGAGGAGCUCCAGAACAACAAGGCCACGCUGGUAUGUCUGAUGAAUAACUUCUACCCGGGCGCUGUGACCGUCAACUGGAAGGCUGAUGGCACCACUGUCACCCAAGGCGUGGAGACCACACAGCCCUCCAAGCAGAGUGACAACAAAUACAUGGCCAGCAGCUACCUGAGCAUGACGCCUGCACAGUGGAGAUCUCACCAGAGAGUCACCUGCGAGGUCACACACGAUGGCAGCACUGUGGAGAAGAGUUUGGCCCCUGCAGAGUGUGCUUAG